AACUCCGAGAUUGUGAACUGCGCGCUCGUACUUUCACCUAAGAACGGCAGUAAGCGUUCUGUUCACGUACAUAUAAAAAAAAAGUUGAGUUAACAUGGAAAAUAACAAUUAUCCAUUGAAAAUUCGGGAUGUGGAACCAGAACUGGCUGAAAUGCUUAUGAAAUAUUUUACUGGUGAACACACUGGCUUCGUGCAAGUCGGACCAAAAGGCUACUUUCUACCUCACAGGUUCAAAUAUGAAGCCUUUAAAAUAUACACAAUGGAAGUCCGUCCAACAGACGUUUUUGUGGUCAGUUACCCACGAUCAGGAACAACAUGGACUCAGGAACUGGUCUGGAUGGUGGCGAAUGAUUUGGAUUAUGAAACAGCAAAUAAAAUACCACUGACUGAAAGAUAUCCAUUUCUAGAAAUUUGCAGAUUCUCAGUGUAUGUUCAUCCGGUGAUGAAAAAACGAUUUCAAGAAGAAAACAGUGACUGCGAACGUAAAUUAAAACUUCUAGAGUACGUGACCCAAUCAGGCGUCGACCAGCUAGAAGAUAUGCCAUCGCCGCGUUUCGUCAAAACGCAUUUACCUCUUUCCCUUUUACCGUCGACGUUACUUGAUAGUGCUAAAGUGAUUUACGUUGCCCGAGAUCCGCGAGAUGUCGCCGUCUCUUUUUUCCAUCUCAAUAAGUCAAUGAGGACGCAAGGUUACAUCGGUGAUUUCAAAACUUACUGGCAAUUCUUCAUAAAGGACUUACAUCACUGGACUCCAUAUUUCGAGCACAUUAAGGAAGCCUGGGAACAAAGACGCAAUCCUAAUUUGUUGUUUUUAUUUUAUGAAGAACUAUCAAAGGAUCUGCGCGCGGCUGUAGAACGAGUCAGCAAAUUUUUCGGCAAAAAAUUUACAGAAAAACAAAUUGCAGACCUUUGUGAACAUCUUAGUAUUGAAAACUUUAAAGUCAACAAAUCCGUUAAUUAUGAUGUGAUGCGUGAACUCGGUAUUCUCAAGGCUGGCGCUGCAACUUUUAUUAGAAAGGGUAAAGCAGGCGGUUGGCGUGAUUAUUUUGAUGAAGAAAUGACAGCUGAAGCAGAUAAAUGGAUUGCAAAAAAUUUACGUGACACCGACUUCAGAUUCCCUCAUAUGUCUCAAUAGCUCAUUGCUUUAUAUAAUUCUAUCUAUUUAUAAAUUAUUAUUGGAUUCUGGCUAAAACUUAUUGUAUAGGUAAUAAAACAAAAAAUAUUACUAAAAAA
Molecule: messenger RNA, 1233 nt
Organism: Melitaea cinxia (Glanville fritillary)
Lineage: Eukaryota; Metazoa; Arthropoda; Insecta; Lepidoptera; Nymphalidae
Product: sulfotransferase 1B1-like
Exons: 7
Coding region: 95-1135 (346 amino acids)
Biological process (GO): sulfation
Cellular component (GO): cytoplasm
Molecular function (GO): sulfotransferase activity
Source: RefSeq, a predicted model, not a curated record